Lampris incognitus (smalleye Pacific opah) is the source of this 5132-nucleotide messenger RNA. RefSeq names its product patatin-like phospholipase domain containing 7b (gene pnpla7b). Lineage: Eukaryota; Metazoa; Chordata; Actinopteri; Lampriformes; Lampridae. Gene Ontology annotation, molecular function: phosphatidylcholine lysophospholipase A1 activity. Gene Ontology annotation, cellular component: endoplasmic reticulum. The coding region runs from base 76 to 3963 and encodes 1295 amino acids. Gene Ontology annotation, biological process: lipid metabolic process. The transcript is spliced from 34 exons. The record is from RefSeq and is a predicted model, not a curated record.
AAGACAUGAAAGGUUAGAACAAAAACUUUGACACAAGAGGGCCUGGUCCCUCUUGGUAGGGACAAGAGGGCCAGGAUGCAAAACUUUGUGGAGGAAGAGACUGAAAACACUAUGUGGACCGUCAUACUGAUUGGAGCUGCAGCAGUAGUCUCUGUCAUUGGUGUUGCCGUUUAUCUUCUUUACAGAAAAUACAAACAGUCAAAAGAGCAGGCUGGCGUUCCACAUUACCGCUUUAGGAAGAGAGACAAGGUGAUGUUCUAUGGCAGGAAAAUCAUGAGAAAGGUACAGACCCUGUCAUCGACUGCGACUCAAAACUCAAAUUCGGCUUCUCGGCAGCGUGUAAGGAAGAGGACCAAAGUCCUGUCCAUAGCACGCAAGAUCCUACGUAUCCGGAGGGAGCCCCCUACCCUGCAACCCAAGGAGCCCCCUCCCUGUCUGCUGGAGGCCGACCUCACUGAGUUUGAUGUUCAGAGCUCUCAUCUGCCGUCCGAGGUGCUUUACAUGCUGAAAAAUGUCAGAGUGCUUGGUCACUUUGAGAAGCCCCUGUUCCUGGAGCUUUGUCGUCACAUGGUGCUCAUCCAACUGCAUCAAAGCGAGGGACUCUUUCGACCGGGGGAUGCUGAUGACAGUAUUUAUGUGGUUCAGGCCGGUCGCCUGGAGCUGUGCAUCCAUGAGAAUGAUGGCACAGAUGCUGUGGUAAAGGAAGUGUUACCCGGAGACAGUGUACACAGUUUACUGAGUAUCCUGGAUAUCAUAACUGGCUAUCCGGCUCCAUAUAAGACUGUGUCUGCCAGAGCUGCAGUUCCCUCGACCAUCCUGCGUCUCCCAGCUGCAGCUUUCCAGUCAGCGUUUGAGAAGUACCCCGAGACGCUGGUCCGCGUCAUCCAGAUAAUCAUGGUUCGUCUCCAAAGGGUCACCUUCCUCGCUCUACAUAACUAUCUGGGCCUGACCACGGAGCUCUUUAAUACAGAGAGCCAAGCCAUCCCUUUGAUUUCUGUGUCUCAUGUUCUCGGUGAGGCCCAUCCUCACCGUGGGCUCCGUAGACAGCCUUCCCAAUCAGAUGAUCUUGGUCCUGAGAUAGUUGACACAGAGAAUGUGAAGUCCAGCACCCCAGAACUUCCUACAACCAGGCACAGAAAAUCUCGCUCGCUCUCUACGCCAGUGGCUGUUACAGGUGAAGUGUCGGCUGAUCUUAACAGCGUAUAUGAGCGGGCACGAGUUGCUAAAGAGGAGACACUACUAGCCAGCCCUGUUGCCCAUAAGUCCAUUCUCAAAAAGAGUGUGACCAUGCAGCACGCUCCCUCCGCUGUUUAUCACUACAGUGAAGCUGGAGGAGGAAAUCCAGACCAUGGUCACUACAAUAAAAUCAACGCGAUUUUCCAGGCCUCCAAAAAAGACCUUUUGCAGCUCAUCCAACUACAGAACCCUGAUCUACUGGAGGGGAGGGUGACUCUGCGCCAGGUCAAAGCUGGAUGUGUUAUUGCCAACCAAGGAGACCAGGAUGUGAGCAUAAAUUUUGUCAUCUCUGGAUUCCUCCACGUCUAUCAGCGUAUGAUAGACCGCGAGAAGGACUCGCUGCUGUUUGUGACCCACCCAGGGGAGAUGGUCGGUCACCUGGCCGUGCUCACCGGUGAACCCCUCAUCUUCAGCGUCCGAGCACAGAGAGACUGUACCUUCCUCUCCAUCUCCAAGGCCCACUUCUAUGAGAUCAUGCGAGAGGAACCCCGGGUGGUGCUGAACGUCGCUCACACGGUUGUGAAGAGGGUGUCGUCCUUCGUCAGGCAGAUUGACUUUGCACUUGACUGGAUGGCCGUAGAGGCUGGCCGUGCCAUCUACAGACAGGGAGACAAAUCAGAUAGUACUUUCAUUGUCCUCAGUGGCCGACUACGCUCCGUCAUUGCAAAGGAUGAUGGCAAGAAGGAGCUUGCUGGGGAAUAUGGUCGUGGAAACCUAAUCGGUGUGGUAGAGACCCUGACUCAUCUCAAUAGAGCUACUACAGUGCACGCUGUCAGGGACUCUGAACUGGCCAAGCUACCAGAGGGAGCUCUCAACUCCAUCAAGAGGAGGUAUCCACAGGUGGUCACCAGACUCAUCCACCUGUUGGGACAGAAGAUCCUGGGGAACAUGCAGCAAGUCAACGGCCCUCUGGCUGCUCGUGGUUUGUCUUUGCACACCACCACCAGUAAAUGGGACACAGGGAACCCGGCCUCCAACCUGUCCACAGUGGCCAUCCUGCCUGUUUCUGAGGAUGUUCCCCUGACAGCCUUCACUCUCGAACUGCAGCACGCGCUCAGCGGCAUUGGUCCAACACUCCUUCUGACAAGGGACAUCAUUAAACAGCGACUAGGCUCUGCUGCACUCGACAGUGUCCACGUGUACCGUCUUUCGAGUUGGCUGGGCCAGCAGGAGGAUAUCCACCGCAUAGUUCUCUACCAGUCUGACUCCACCCUCACACCCUGGACACAACGCUGCAUUCGCCAGGCCGACUGCAUUAUUAUCGUGGGGCUUGGUGAACAAGAGCCAACUGUUGGAGAGCUGGAGCGCAUGUUGGAGGGUGGGGCGGUGCGAGCCCAGAAGCAGCUGGUUCUGCUCCACAGGGAGGAUGGUCCCCCGCCCAGAGGAACCGCCGAGUGGCUCAACAUGCGCAGCUGGAUCUCCAGACACCAGCACCUCUCCUGCCCACGCAGGGUCUUCUCAAGGAGGAGCUUGCCAAAACUGAGGGAGAUGUACCAGCGCGUGUUUGAAAAGCCUCCAGAUCGUCAUUCUGAUUUCUCCCGUUUGGCGCGCGCCCUCACAGGCAACAGCAUUGCCCUUGUGCUGGGUGGAGGGGGUGCGAGGGGGAGCUCUCAAGUUGGCAUACUGCGGGCUCUAAACGAGGCGGGCAUCCCCGUAGACAUGGUGGGCGGCACCUCCAUUGGCUCCUUCAUGGGGGCGCUGUACGCCGAGGAGAAGAGCAACAGUCGUAUGAGGGUUCGGGCCAGGGAGUGGGCGAUGGAUAUGACCUCUAUUUUCAAGAAGGUCCUGGACUUGACAUACCCAGUUACCUCCAUGUUUUCUGGAGCUUCCUUCAACUCCAGCAUUAGCUCUGUCUUUAAGGACAAACAGAUCGAGGAUCUGUGGAUCCCGUACUUCAACAUAACAACAGAUAUCACAGCUUCCUGCAUGAGAGUUCACACUGAUGGUUCCUUGUGGCGCUAUGUUCGAGCCAGUAUGUCCCUGUCUGGUUACCUCCCACCUCUCUGUGAUCCCAAGGAUGGACAUUUGCUCAUGGAUGGAGGUUAUAUCAACAAUCUGCCUGCUGAUGUGGCUCGUUCCAUGGGGGCCAAGGUUGUGAUCGCAAUCGAUGUGGGCAGCCAAGAUGAAACUAACCUGACAAACUAUGGCGACUCCCUUAGCGGCUGGUGGCUGCUAUGGAAACGCUUCAACCCGAUGGCUAAAAGAGUCAAGGUUCUGAACAUGGCAGAGAUCCAAACCCGGCUGGCCUACGUCUGCUGCGUCCGGCAGCUGGAGCUGGUCAAAGAAAGCGAGUAUUGCGAGUACAUUCGGCCACCCAUUGACCGCUAUGGUACACUGGAAUUUGGCAAGUUUGACGAGAUUGCUGAGGUGGGAUACCAACAUGGGAAGACUGUGUUUGAUGUGUGGCAGCGCAGCGGGGUGGUGGACAACAUGCUAAAGGACAGGCAUCAGGAGGAGUUCCACAAGACCAAAAAUGACAAUGUGAGUCAGAAAAAACAGAUGAUGGUCACCUGCCCCAACGCCUCCUUUACUGACCUGGCAGAGAUUGUGUCGAGAAUUGAACCGGUCAAGACUGCACUCGUCAAUGCAGAGGACUUUUCAGAUGAGUACCAGACUGACUAUGAUGACGAUGCCGUGGAGAGUGCCCUCUCUGACUUUGAGAUGUCUAACCCCAAAAGCGAACACACUGAGGGCGAGGAGACAGCAGACACAGCUGAAACAGAUUAAAAACUUAAGUUCCAGCUUUGACGCAGGCUGAAGAAUGCCUCCUACCCAUGAUGUCCAUCAGAAACGUGACUCAGGGACCGAGCUGCUGACAACCCUUCAGCCAGUGAGCCACAACGCCUGUCUUGUCACUCUGCAGUGCAACAGUUUUAUUAAUUUCAGAGCCAUAGACAACAUCAGCGUUUUUUGGGAUUUUAGCUGGCACAACUACCCAUAGAUUGAGCACUUCAGAGGUUCAACGUGUUGCUAAGGACUCUUCAGCAGAAUAUGUGGCUGUUGUGGGAAUUGAACUUGUGACCUUUACCAACGUGUGGACGGUGUCUGGUGAAACCACACAGCCACCAAAUGGAAGCACCAUAAUGUGACUUAUUCAUUUCUAUGCCUCAGUGGAAGGCAUCGUGAGCACAGCAUCCAUACAUAAUGGGUCCAUUGUGAUUGAAACAUCCAGCUAAUGUUAUUUUUAACAGCCAUGCGGCAUUCAUGUAUCAUGCUUGUCAUUGUUUUCCAAGCCAUGCAAUUUAAUUAUAUAACUAUCGACCUAUAGUAAGAAUAUACAUUUGUAAUAUUUUUAUAAAGCCUCAUUAGCCUAAUUUCUAUCAGAAUAUGAAGAAAUUUCUCACCAUUCUGAGCAGGGAUAACAUUUUGAAUUUUUGACUUUAUGUGAAAUCCUAUGAUGUGGUUUUGGCAUUGAAUUUUUCUCAACAAAACAUAAAUUUAACUUUUUUUCUUUUGGCCUUUCUCUAUUGACCUUUAGUUGUAGGAACUUGGUGUUAAUGUGUAAUUUGACCUGUCUUGUUUUCACUGGAGGAACCGUAUUAAACGUCCAGAAUCGAGCUGAUUGAGCUUAUUCCUCGAUUUGUCUUUCAUUCUGUCAGUAAGAUCUUUAUGCAAGUCAGCAGAAUUAUUUGCAAUAGAUGAUUUUAUGACAGGAGAGCAGAUACCAGACACCAUAACAUAUACGUACAUGUCAAUCAAUGCUACUGAUCGUUUUGUACCAUUUUGCCCUUUUGCAUUACUGACAAAAAACAACUGAUAUUUUCUGUCAAGUUGUACACUGUCUGUUGCUUGUUGUAUUGUCAUUAUAUUUAGUUUCAAAUAAUGAUAAUUUAUGUCUCACUAGAACUACGAAACGAUACCAUGUCAAGUUGUUGUCACGUAUAAAACCAGUAAGU